GGGUCCCGGCGCGGCGCAUGCGCGGUGCGGGCGGCGGCGCGGGGGGACGCGGUGGCGCCGGGCCCGGCGCAGGCGGGGGCGGAGGCGCGAGCGGAGCAUGAAUGGGGCAAGAUGGCGGAUCAUGUGCAGAGCCUGGCCCAGCUGGAGAACCUGUGCAAGCAGCUCUAUGAGACCACGGACACGGGCACGCGCCUGCAGGCCGAGAAGGCCCUGGUGGAGUUCACCAACAGCCCCGACUGCCUGAGCAAGUGCCAGCUGCUCCUGGAGAGAGGCAGCUCCUCCUACUCGCAGUUGCUGGCGGCCACCUGCCUUACCAAACUGGUGUCACGCACAAACAACCCCCUGCCGCUGGAGCAGCGCGUCGACAUCCGGAAUUAUGUGCUGAACUACCUGGCCACGAGGCCGAAGCUGGCGACGUUCGUGACGCAGGCGCUGAUCCAGCUCUACGCCAGGAUCACCAAGCUGGGCUGGUUCGACUGCCAGAAGGACGAGUACGUCUUCAGGAACGUCAUCAACGACGUCACCCGCUUCCUGCAGGACAGUGUAGAGCACUGCAUCAUAGGAGUGACAAUCCUGUCCCAACUAACGAAUGAAAUUAAUCAAGUAAGUGCUACAGCCUUCCUCAGUGAAGCAGACACCACCCACCCCCUGACCAAGCACAGGAAAAUCGCCUCUUCCUUCCGGGAUUCCUCGUUAUUUGAUAUUUUCACCCUGUCCUGCAGUUUACUGAAACAGGCUUCUGGGAAGAACCUGAACCUGAACGAUGAGAGCCAGCACGGGCUGCUGAUGCAGCUCCUCAAGCUCACCCACAACUGCCUGAACUUCGAUUUCAUCGGCACCUCCACGGACGAGUCCUCGGAUGAUCUUUGCACUGUGCAGAUCCCAACCAGUUGGAGAUCAGCAUUCUUGGAUUCUUCGACCCUUCAGUUGUUUUUUGAUCUUUAUCAUUCCAUCCCUCCUUCAUUUUCUCCUCUGGUUUUAUCCUGCUUGGUGCAGAUUGCCUCUGUGCGCCGCUCCCUCUUCAACAAUGCCGAGAGGGCAAAGUUCUUAUCUCACCUGGUGGAUGGAGUGAAACGGAUACUGGAAAACCCCCAGAGUUUGUCAGACCCCAACAAUUACCACGAGUUCUGCCGGCUGCUGGCCCGGUUGAAAAGCAAUUACCAACUGGGAGAGCUGGUGAAGGUGGAGAACUACCCCGAGGUGAUCCGGCUCAUCGCCAACUUCACCGUCACCAGCCUGCAGCACUGGGAAUUCGCCCCCAACAGUGUGCACUACCUGCUGAGCCUGUGGCAGCGCCUGGCCGCGUCCGUGCCCUACGUGAAGGCCACGGAGCCACACAUGCUGGAGACCUACACGCCCGAGGUGACCAAAGCCUACAUCACCUCCCGCCUGGAAUCCGUGCACAUCAUCCUCAGGGAUGGCCUGGAGGACCCUCUGGAGGACACGGGGCUGGUGCAGCAGCAGCUGGACCAGCUGUCCACCAUCGGGCGCUGCGAGUACGAGAAGACGUGCGCGCUGCUGGUGCAGCUCUUCGACCAGGCCGCCCAGUCCUACCAGGAGCUGCUGCAGAGCGCCAGCGCCAGCCCCAUGGACCUGGCCGUGCAGGAAGGGCGGCUGACGUGGCUGGUGUACAUCAUCGGCGCCGUCAUCGGCGGCCGCGUGUCCUUCGCCAGCACCGACGAGCAGGACGCCAUGGACGGAGAGCUGGUCUGCAGGGUGCUGCAGCUGAUGAACCUGACGGACUCGCGCCUGGCGCAGGCGGGCAAUGAGAAGCUGGAGCUGGCCAUGCUCAGCUUCUUCGAGCAGUUCCGCAAGAUCUACAUCGGGGACCAGGUGCAGAAGUCUUCCAAGCUGUACCGGAGGCUCUCGGAGGUGCUGGGGCUGAACGACGAGACCAUGGUGCUGAGCGUGUUCAUCGGGAAGAUCAUCACCAACCUGAAGUACUGGGGCCGCUGCGAGCCGAUCACCUCCAAGACCCUGCAGCUGCUCAACGACCUCUCCAUCGGGUACAGCAGCGUGCGGAAGCUGGUGAAGCUCAGCGCCGUGCAGUUCAUGCUGAACAAUCACACGAGCGAGCACUUUUCCUUCCUGGGAAUCAACAACCAGUCCAACCUGACGGACAUGCGCUGCCGCACCACCUUCUACACCGCCCUGGGCCGCCUCCUCAUGGUGGAUUUAGGGGAGGACGAGGACCAGUACGAGCAGUUCAUGCUGCCCCUCACGGCCGCCUUCGAGGCUGUGGCUCAGAUGUUCAGCACCAACUCCUUCAACGAGCAGGAGGCCAAGCGCACGCUGGUGGGGCUGGUGCGGGACCUGCGCGGCAUCGCCUUCGCCUUCAACGCCAAGACCAGCUUCAUGAUGCUCUUCGAGUGGAUUUACCCCUCCUACAUGCCCAUCCUGCAGCGAGCCAUCGAGCUCUGGUACCACGACCCCGCCUGCACCACGCCCGUCCUCAAACUCAUGGCUGAGCUGGUCCACAACAGAUCCCAGCGGCUGCAGUUUGAUGUCUCCUCUCCCAACGGGAUCCUGCUCUUCCGGGAGACCAGCAAGAUGAUCACGACCUACGGGAAUCGCAUCCUGACGCUGGGCGAGGUGCCCAAGGACCAGGUGUACGCGCUGAAGCUGAAGGGAAUCUCCAUCUGCUUCUCCAUGCUGAAGGCGGCGCUCAGCGGCAGCUACGUCAACUUCGGCGUCUUCCGGCUCUACGGGGACGACGCGCUGGACAACGCCCUGCAGACCUUCAUCAAGCUGCUGCUCUCCAUCCCCCACAGCGACCUGCUGGAUUAUCCCAAACUCAGCCAAUCCUACUACUCGCUGCUGGAAGUGCUCACGCAGGACCACAUGAACUUCAUCGCCAGCCUGGAGCCGCACGUCAUCAUGUACAUCCUGUCCUCCAUCUCCGAGGGGCUGACGGCGCUGGACACCAUGGUGUGCACGGGCUGCUGCUCCUGCCUGGACCACAUCGUCACCUACCUGUUCAAGCAGCUCUCGCGCAGCACCAAGAAGAGAUCGACGCCGCUGGCGCAGGAGAGCGAUCGCUUCCUGCACAUCAUGCAGCAGCACCCCGAGAUGGUGCAGCAGAUGCUCUCCACGGUGCUGAACAUCAUCAUCUUCGAGGACUGCCGGAACCAGUGGUCCAUGUCCCGGCCUCUGCUCGGCCUCAUCCUGCUCAACGAGAAGUACUUCUCGGACCUGAGGAACAGCAUCGUGAACAGCCAGCCCCCGGAGAAGCAGCAGGCCAUGCACCUGUGCUUCGAGAACCUCAUGGAGGGCAUCGAGCGCAACCUGCUCACCAAGAACCGCGACAGGUUCACCCAGAACCUGUCGGCGUUCCGGAGGGAGGUCAACGACUCCAUGAAGAACUCGAGCUACGGCGUCAACAGCAACGACAUGAUGAGCUGACACCGCCCGAGCCUCCGGCCCCCGCGGCCCCAGGGCCUUCCCACCCCGCAGGAGAGAGCAGCUGGAGCUCACCUGGGCAGGUGUUCCCGUGGGAAGGGCACGAUCCAGGAGCAGGAAUUCCAAGGUGUCUGUGUCUCUCUUUGUCCUUCCCUGGCCGGAAUGUGGAACCGGCGGCGCUCCGCUGCGAAAAGCCUGCCUUGUAUAAAACAAAAAACAAACAAAAAAAAAAAAACAUGUACAUUUUUUCAUAACAUUUUGGAGCAAGGUUUAUAUUGAGUUUCAGAAAAACGAGACAAAAAAAAAAAAAGGCAAAAAAACUGCAAAAAAAAUUCACAAAAAAAGAAAAAAAAAACAUACACAAAAAAAAAAACCAAAACGAUGAUAAAAAAAAAAGACAAAAUGAUAAAAAAAAAAAACAAAAAACAAAGUGUGAUUGAAAUUUUUACAGAGUCCUGGUGCAGCCAGUGCUGGUGUGAGGGUUGUGAAUGCGAGUGAGGAAAGCGUGGCCUGAAGCUUUACUGGGCGAGGGGGUGGCUGUGUGAAAGUGCAGAGAUCUAUUUAGUGAGACGAGCUGUAGAGAGAAGCAAAAACUCAAACAACACAAAAAAUUUAAAAAAAAAAACAAAAAAAAAAUUAAAAAUAAUAAUAAUAAUAAUAAAAAAAACACCACAAAAAAAAAAAGGCAUUGUAAAAUUCCAAAUGUAUAUUUUUUCUUAUUAAGCCCCCCUGAAAAAUCACAAUUUCCCGGUCCCGUCUGCCCUCGUUCUUGGGAACUCGAAGCCAUGACGUGACCCCUCCGUUCGUGCUUGCUCGUGGGUGUCCCUCCUGUCCCCUCUGUAGCAGUAGCCCCUCCCAGGGCCCCUUCUCCCCUUUUCCAUCCCUUUUUUCCCCUUUUCCAUCCCUUUUUUCCUCUUUUUCCAUCUCUUUUUCCCCUUUUCCAUCCCUUUUUUCCCCUUUUCCAUCCCUUUUUUCCUCUUUUUCCAUCUCUUUUUCCCUUUUUCCAUCCCUUUUUUCCCCUUUUUCCAUCCCUUUUUCCCCUUUUCCAUCCCUUUUUCCAUCCCUUUUUCCCCCUUUUCCAUCCAUUUUUCCCCUUUUCCAUCUCUUUUUUUCCCCUUUUCCAUCCCCUUUUCCCCUUUUUCCAUCCCUUUUCCCCUUUUCCAUCCCUUUUUCCAUCCCAUUUUUCCAUCUUUUUUUCCAUCCCUUUUUCCAUCCCUUUUCCCCUUUUCCAUCCCUUUUCCCCUUUUUCCAUCCCAUUUUUCCAUCCCUUUUUCCAUCCCUUUUCCCCUUUUCCAUCCCCUUUCCCCCUUUUCCCCCUUUUCCCGGGCUGCAGCCCUCCCGGGAGGCUUUGCCCAGCCUGGAGCCCCCCCGGCAGCGUGUCCGUCUGUCCUGCCGGCCGCUGGGCUGGGGGCGCCCCCGAUCCCAGGGGAGGGAGCCCCUUGGCCGUGUCCCCCCUCUCGUUGCUGCUGCUCGUGUGCUCCCCCUGCCCCGCUCCCCCCCCUCGGGGCCUCCUGGGCCUCCCCUCCCCUCCCGCCGCUCCACUCCUGGUUUAAUUUGAUUUUUCCCUUUCUGUUGCUGUGUUCGGGUUGUCCCCGCCCUGGCGGUUUGGUCCCCGGGCCUCUCCCGCGUGAGCAGCUGCUGGUUGGUGUCGGGUGUUCGCUGCAAACCGUGUAAGAUUGUGACUGCAAAUAAACUCCGUGGUUUCUACUGA
Passer domesticus (house sparrow) is the source of this 5110-nucleotide messenger RNA. RefSeq names its product exportin 7 (gene XPO7). Gene Ontology annotation, cellular component: cytoplasm; nuclear pore. Gene Ontology annotation, biological process: protein export from nucleus. Gene Ontology annotation, molecular function: small GTPase binding; nuclear export signal receptor activity. The transcript has 28 exons. NCBI's taxonomy places the organism in Eukaryota, Metazoa, Chordata, Aves, Passeriformes, Passeridae. The record is from RefSeq and is a predicted model, not a curated record. The coding region runs from base 112 to 3402 and encodes 1096 amino acids.